Messenger RNA from Annulohypoxylon truncatum, 1554 nucleotides. Its product is annotated as acid protease. The coding region runs from base 95 to 1432 and encodes 445 amino acids. Gene Ontology annotation, biological process: proteolysis. The record is from RefSeq and is a predicted model, not a curated record. Gene Ontology annotation, molecular function: aspartic-type endopeptidase activity. Lineage: Eukaryota; Fungi; Ascomycota; Sordariomycetes; Xylariales; Hypoxylaceae. The transcript has 6 exons.
AAAAUAUGACCGGGUAGAUGGAAGCCCGCAUCGUUACGAGUUGCAAGUCGUCUCUUCGGAGGUGACGGAAGAUCUGUCUUACGACCACUCGACAAUGGCGUUCUCUAGGUUGUUUCUUCUAGGCUUGCUGCCGUUCCUAUGUCUUUCCGCAUCCCUAACGGACUUUACGCGACUUUAUGGACCGCGUUCUUGGAGUAGACUCGCCGGAGGAAACGACAAUGUUGGGAGCGGAAGACACAUCAGAGCGAAGCUCCAAUCUAGGAAGAUCAAUAAUGUGACUGGCGUUGCCGUGUCUACAUAUGGGACAUCCAAGAUCUCGGAUCGAUCUCCGCGGGAGCCAUUGGCCAGAUAUGGAGCGGGGAUAGUGUAUAUGUUGGAACUUGACAUCGGGACGCCUGGACAGAAGGUCUCGGCUAUCCUCGAUACCGGAUCAUAUACGCUACUCUUGGAUCCGGACUGCAAACAAGCAGCCGAUCCGGAAGCUUGCCAAACGUAUGGGUUUUAUGACACAGCCCAGUCCUCCACCGCUAAGAAUCUCAACGGCUGGUUCUCGGGGCAGUUUGGUACGGGCUACAUGCAGGGAAUAUGGUAUAGUGACACAGCUUAUGUGGGAUUGGAUUACUUACCCCUUCCGAACUUGAGAGUGGGAGUGAGCAAAUGGAGCCAGUAUAUCUGGGCAGGAGUCUUGGGCGUAUCAUAUGGUAAAGCAUGGAAUACUGCUUAUCAAACUUUACUUGACCUUCUCGUCUUCCAACGCUAUAUCGAGGUACCAAUAUUCAGUGUAGGAGUUGGAUAUCAAGGUGGUGGAAGCCCAAGUGAUAUGAUCUUUGGGGGUGUUGAUAGAAAGAAAUACCGGGGAUAUCUCGAGCCUCUCGAGGUUUAUCCGUAUCCGGAACAGCAGCUGAAACUCUUUGGCCAAGUAAACUAUCGGGUGAACUUAACGUCGUUAGCGGUCACUCCUCCCGGAGAAAACGAAACGAUGCUAACAGGCAGCAAUUUUGGGCGUAAUGUGUUGAUCGACUCCGGAUCAACUUACACAUACCUCGACGCGGGUUUAGUUGCUGUAAUUGCUAGAAUUUUGAAUGCGUAUAAGGAUGAACAUGGGGUCUAUCUGGUGCCAUGUGAGAACCGGGACUUGGAUGGUUCCGUGAAUUUCGGGUUUAACUACUUCAAUAUGGUCAUUCGCGUUAACUACGCCGACUUCAUCGUCGAUUUUGACAGCUACUGCGCCCUUGGUGUCCAACCCACAGACUAUUCAGACUCGACGUGGGUGCUAGGAACUAGUUUCAUUCGAGCCGCGUACAUGGUAUUCGAUCAGCAAAAUAAUGCAGUAUGGAUUGCGCAAUAUUUGCCAUGCGGUGAUGACGGGGUAGCCGAUCUAACCGAGGAUGCUGGCAGACAAUUGUGGUUAGAGGUUACGGGUUUGUGCUGAUCACUAAUUACAUCUCACUGCACUUACUUCUGUCUCAACCUAUGCGAUAAUCCAUUCGACGAACAAGACGAGUGAAAUUAGGAAUACAGAUCGCUUGGCUAUACAGAGAUAUCUUGUACAUA